UUUUUCUCCCCUAUCCUUGAUGUUCUUAUAAACACCCCAUCAAGCUCUACUCCCCACACAAGAUUCUCUCUCUUUCUCUCUCUCUAAAACACACACAAAUUUGCAUGGUUUUCAAAACCCAAAUCAAAUUGUGAUUCAUGGGUGUCAUCUCUCUCUGCUACCACAUGACUGUAAUUCUAAUCACUUGCUUUUUUAGGCAUAAGCCCCAUCUCCCAAUCAUCGUCUAAUUUUAACCCUUUUAAAAAAAAAGUCAAACACAGGAACUUCAAAAAUCACUCUCAUAAAGCAAUGGAAAUGGAAGGUGGAAUGAUGUUUGAAGCUUUGCUCAAAAAUCAAAGCCUUUCUUUUCACUCCCCUUGGGUUCCCAAUUCCUUUCAUGAAGAAAAAUCAAAUAAAAAGAAGCAACCGGAAAACGAGGAAAACUCCGACGAUGACUACGAAAAAUGUUUCCGGCAACCGGAGAAGAAAAGAAGGCUAACGGUGGAUCAAGUUCAGUUUCUUGAAAGAAGUUUUGAGGAAGAGAAUAAGCUCGAACCAGAAAGAAAAAUUCAGCUUGCAAAAGAGCUUAAUUUGCAGCCACGACAGGUCGCAAUCUGGUUUCAAAAUCGUCGAGCAAGAUGCAAAACAAAGCAACUUGAAAAAGACUACGAGAUCUUGAAUUCAAGCUAUGAUAAACUCAAAUCAGAGUUUGAUUGUCUUCAAAAACACAAUGACACAUUGAAACAUGAGGUUGAAAUGCUCAAGGAGAAGUUACAACAAACGGAGAAAGGAGAAAAAGAUUCAAUCCCAAAUGAAAUUUCCACAAAAGAAUCGGAUUCAAAUGCUCAAGAACCUAAUCCAAGUCCUUUUUCGGUUAAAUCUUGGAGUCAAGAACCAAAAUUGGUGAUAUGCAAACAAGAAUAUGCGAAUUCGGUUUCAACAAAAAGCGAUAUUAUCGACUCUUAUAGUGAUGGGAACCAUUCUUCAUUUCUAGAGCCUUGUGAUUCUUCAAAUGUCUUUGAAAAUCAAUCCGAUUUUUCCCAAGAUGAAGAAGAUAAUUUGACUAUUCUUCGGUGUCCAAAGAUCGAAUAUGAGUCGUAUAUUGACCCAAACGAGGGUUCUUUAGGAUACCCUAUUGAAGAUCAACCCUUUUGGCUUUGGCCUUGAUCUUGAACUUGUCUAUUGGUGAAGGGUUUUUGAUCAAGAUUCCCAUUUUAGGGUACCCUGUUGUAGAUUAGCCCUUUUGGUUUUUGGUAAAAAGUGUCUUUUGGUGAAAGGGUUUAUGAUCAAGAUUCCCAAUUUGAGGGUUCUUUGGGGUACCCAAUUCAAAAGCAACCUUUUGGUUACGGCCUUUAAAGUUAUCUCUACUUGGGAUCAAGAUUCCAUGAAAUUUCUAGGCUUUAAUCAAUCUUCGUGUAGGAUAGUUUGCUUGUAUUUAAAGAUAGAUGUCAAUAAAAAAAACAUGUCCCUCUUUUUUCCACUA
Messenger RNA from Lactuca sativa (garden lettuce), 1462 nucleotides. It is a transcript of the gene ATHB54, whose product is annotated as Homeobox-leucine zipper protein family. Gene Ontology annotation, molecular function: DNA-binding transcription factor activity, RNA polymerase II-specific; sequence-specific DNA binding. Gene Ontology annotation, cellular component: nucleus. Lineage: Eukaryota; Viridiplantae; Streptophyta; Magnoliopsida; Asterales; Asteraceae. The record is from RefSeq and is a predicted model, not a curated record. Gene Ontology annotation, biological process: positive regulation of DNA-templated transcription.